Lactuca sativa (garden lettuce) is the source of this 2628-nucleotide messenger RNA. The record is from RefSeq and is a predicted model, not a curated record. NCBI's taxonomy places the organism in Eukaryota, Viridiplantae, Streptophyta, Magnoliopsida, Asterales, Asteraceae.
UUUUUAUUUUUUUUUUUUUUAUAAUUUUUUAUUGUCAUGUAAGUUUAGAAUGUUUACAUUGAAAAAGAUAGAGAGUGGUAGUGUAUAGUUUUAAAUAGAUUUUAUUUUCAAAAAAAUAGCAAUAGCUAAUCAAACUUCACCCUUACCAUUUACCAUUUGCUCUCUCCUCUCUCCUGUCGUUAAGCACUUAACGAUAGCCCCUUAACGAGACACAUGGGGCGGUGUUUGGCCUGUACUAGCAAAGGUCUUGGCGACCGACUUGCAACCCCCACCUAAUAUGUAAAUAUAUUUUUUUAAGUGUUUGGCUUGUGUUAACAAAGGUAUGUAAAUAUAUAUUUUUAAAAGUAUAAAACUCCAGGUGACUCAAGUUCCUUGCGGGGGCAAUAAGGUCAUUUACGCAAAGAGUGCUUUAUGGCGAGAUCCCGUGUGCGGCACCAGCACCGAAAAGUCUCUCUCCUUUUUCUCCGCGCCAUUAGGAAUUAAGAACUCCCGUUUUCGUCGCCAAUACUUACAUAAAUGACGAUAUUUAUCCAUUGAUAAUUGUAUCGAAACACUGUUGCAGCUGCCAAAUGCAAAUAAUGCUCAAUUAACCACCCAGAUACUUGAUAGCAGCCUGCUUCUGGUGUUGAAUUCCCGAUUUCAGGUCAGAGAUAUCUCGUAUUCCUCUACCUACUUCUGUAAUCACUAAUGAAUAAAUGGCUACAAUCUCAGUAACAGAUAUUGCCUUCCAGACCCAUCCACACCACCUUUUUGUUUCCUCAGGCAUUGGUGGAUCUAAAUCGUAUGUCAGUCCCAAGAAAUACACACUAAACUGUAGAAAGCACUCCAAUAGUAAAAGUCUUUGCAGAAAAAGCUUACACAAAAGUCACCGCCUGUUCAAAUCAAGUAACUUUAUGUGUUGCACUGUGGAAAUAGCAAUAUCAGAAGGUUCAAUAACUGUUGAUAAUGGUGGAAGACUAGCUCUUGUAGUUGAUGAUGAUUCUCAAAAAUCAAAAUUACUCAGUGAUGGACCACGUAGAGAAAUACCAGACUGGAUGGCACGAAGGAUAGGUUCUGUUCGUCCUAAGUUUCCUCCUAAAAAGAUUGACAUUUCUGAAGUCAACACAUCAAAAUUCAAGUCUUUGGAAUUGCCUAAUCCUUCUGAAGUAUGGUCAAUUGCAAAAGCAAAGCCAAAAGAUGGGGACACAUUAAUUGAACAUGUGAUUGAGAAAGAGUUAAUUGAAAAGAAACGGAAGUCUCUAGAACGUGCUCUGCAACGAAAAACUAUUCAAUGGCAGAAGACCCCAGAAGAAAUAAAACUAGAGCCAGGAACUGGCACAGGACGUGAGAUAGUGUUUCAAGGUUUUAAUUGGGAAAGUUGUAGAAAAAAGUGGUACAUGGAUCUGGCUCCAAAGGCUGCAGAUUUAUCUCGCUGUGGUAUAACAGCAGUGUGGUUACCUCCUCCAACUGAAUCUGUUGCUCCACAAGGGUACAUGCCUUCUGAUCUAUACAACUUGAACUCAGCAUACGGGACACAGGAGGAGCUGAAGCAUUGCAUAGAGGAGAUGCACAAUCACCAUCUUCUGGCGUUGGGAGAUGUUGUACUAAAUCAUAGAUGUGCUCAUAAACAGAGUGAAAAUGGAGUAUGGAAUAUUUUUGGCGGGAAACUUACCUGGGGACCUGAAGCAAUUGUUUGUGAUGAUCCAAAUUUUCAUGGUCGUGGAAAUCCUUCAAGUGGUGACAUAUUUCAUGCAGCACCAAACAUUGAUCAUUCCCAGGAUUUUGUACGAAAUGAUGUAAAACAGUGGCUGAACUGGCUUCGGAACAAUAUUGGUUAUGAUGGGUGGCGCCUUGACUUUGUGAGGGGUUUCUCAGGUGGAUAUGUUAAAGAAUACAUUGAAGCUUCAAAUCCUGCAUUUGCCAUUGGGGAGUAUUGGGAUAGUAUGGCUUAUGAAGGUGGUAAUCUGUGCUACAACCAAGACGCACAUCGUCAACGUGUAAUUAACUGGAUCAACGCGACUGGUGGUACCUCAUCUGCAUUUGAUGUCACAACAAAGGGAAUACUUCAUUCGGCAUUGCAUAAUGAAUAUUGGAGAUUAAUAGAUCCUGCUGGAAAGCCACCAGGAGUCAUGGGAUGGUGGCCCUCACGUGCUGUCACUUUCUUGGAAAAUCAUGAUACCGGCUCAACACAGGGACAUUGGCCAUUUCCACGGGAUAAACUUAUGCAAGGAUAUGCUUACAUCUUAACCCAUCCGGGGACUCCUGUGGUGUUUUAUGACCAUUUUUAUGAUUUUGGGAUCCAUGAUGUGAUAACGGAGCUAAUUGAGGCUAGGAAACGAGCAGGGGUCCACUGCAGGAGUGUUGUCAAGAUUUAUCAUGCAAAUAGCGAUGGGUAUGUGGCCCAGAUAGGGGACACCUUGGUCAUCAAACUUGGUCACUUUGAUUGGAAUCCUUCUAAACAAAUUGAUCUUCAUGGGACUUGGCAAAAGUUCCUGGAUAAACACUCAGAUUACCAGAUUUGGUUCAGAAUCUAGUACACUACUUCUUUUAUAAUUUCCAUAUUCCAGGAAAUUACAACUAAUAACUAAAUCGAAUCCAACUUUCACUAAUAUUUACUUCUUAAUAAGUAAUAUCCAUUUGUCUAUACAA